AUGACUUCCCAACAGCAGGAUCUCGUCUUCUUUUCAGAUAAUUCCAUUGUCUCAGACCAUAGUCUAGUUUCGGGAAACAGCAGUCUCCACAUCAUCUCCCACCUCGAAGGCACGAAUCCGAGCUGGUUGGUUUCUUCUAUCUUGGAGAACUGUUUAGUGGGAACAGCGAAUCUGGUUAACAGAGAGCUCAACAGGAAGAUAAUCAACCGUUCUCAGGUCACUUUUGCAUCUUUCAUCCAUUCAAAAGCCUUCUGGGUACCUUUGAGUCGGAAACAAGGAGUUGACUUGGAUUCCAACCCCAACUUCCAAUUCGUGGAUUGUUUUAGUGAUCUUUUCACAAAGCAGAUCCCAAAUCCUGCCAAUGCAAAACCACAAGUUUCUAAGGUUUUCGGGACUAUUUGCAAGGCCAUAGAGAAUCAAAAAUCCGAAAAGAAAGUUGUUGUGGUCGAAUGUCCCGAGCUACUCCUUGCUGCAACAGAUCUCUCGAGCAAUGAUCUUGUGCAACAUCUUCGGAAAGUGGCAUCUCUUUGCAAUACGUUGUUUGUGGUGAUUAAUACAGAAUCUCCACUAACAAAUUUUACUGGAGCUCUUCCCGAUGAUCCUGUUUUCAGAAUCUCUGAUUUCUACGUCAAGUUGCAUCAUAUGUCUUCGUUAAAUAUUUCAGUCCAGCCACUAUCCACGGGCAGAGCAAAAGACAUCACGGGAUGUCUAACUGUUGCUCGAGGAUCUCAACCAGCCAAUCCAGUGACUCGUGUGGUGGAGAAGGAGUAUAUGUUCCAUAUCGCCAAAGAGUCUGUCAAGUUGUACUACCGUUAA
Molecule: messenger RNA, 816 nt
Organism: Sungouiella intermedia
Lineage: Eukaryota; Fungi; Ascomycota; Pichiomycetes; Serinales; Metschnikowiaceae
Source: the annotation of a GenBank genome assembly